Molecule: messenger RNA, 2681 nt
Organism: Catharus ustulatus (Swainson's thrush)
Lineage: Eukaryota; Metazoa; Chordata; Aves; Passeriformes; Turdidae
Gene: SLC45A3
Product: solute carrier family 45 member 3
Exons: 7
Coding region: 650-2350 (566 amino acids)
Biological process (GO): transmembrane transport
Cellular component (GO): membrane
Molecular function (GO): sucrose:proton symporter activity
Source: RefSeq, a predicted model, not a curated record
CAACCUGCGCUUUAAACGCGGCGGAGGCGCCGGCACCGCGCUCAGCCCCGGCGGCGGCGGCGGAGGGACCGCGCUGGUUUCACCAUUUGUGGACGGGCAGAGUUUGGGAGCGGGAUGGAGCCGCAGGAAUCGUGAGGAGCUGCAGGGCCAGGGACAAUUUCCACUCUCCCUGCUCCAGCCUGGCCUUGGACACUCCCAGGGAUGGGACAGCCACGGAUCCACUGGGAAACCUCAACAUCCUCACCCUGAAUUCUCUGCUGUUUGUGGAGCUGUGGAGGAGGAACCACUGGGAACCAGAGCCUGCAGCCUCCUUCAGCAUCACCUCUGGCUCCCUCUGCACCAGCAGCAGGACUUGGAUUCUCCCAGGAAUAAAUCAGUUUUGCUCUGCCAUACCACAGGCUGUGAGCAGGAGGGGGAGCCUGCCCUGGGAUCCCUGCCUGGACUCCCCACACCUCACACCAACAGGAACAGGAAAACACCGCGGUUCCUUCGCCGUUGAUGAAAUGGGAAGCAGCAUCUCCCCAGCAGCCGGGGAAGGGAAGCUCCAGUCCUCGCCUGGGGGGCAUCCCUGGCAGCUCUGCAGCUGGCAGGACACAGCCCUGUGCCACUGAGGGCUGGGGACAGCGUGGCUGGGGGGGCUGGGGCCAGCAUGUCCUUGCAGAGCCGCCGGACCCAGCUGCUGCUGGUCAACUCGCUGACCUUCGGGCUGGAGGUGUGCCUGGCCGCUGGCAUCACCUACGUGCCACCCCUGCUGCUGGAGGUGGGCGUGGAGGAGAAGUUCAUGACCAUGGUUUUGGGGAUAGGCCCUGUCCUUGGGCUGGUUUUUGUGCCUCUCAUCGGCUCAGCCAGCGACCACUGGCACAGCAGCUACGGCAGGAGGAGACCUUUCAUCUGGGUGCUGUGCCUGGGGGUGCUGCUCAGCCUUUUUGUCAUCCCCCACGCCAGCAGCCUGGCCAGCCUGUGUGCCCUGAACCCCCGGCCUCUGGAGAUCGCCUUCCUCAUCCUGGGCAUCGGGCUGCUGGAUUUCUGUGGCCAGGUGUGCUUCACCCCGCUCGAGGCUCUGCUCUCCGAUUUGUUCCAAGAGCCGGAUAAUUGCCGCCAGGCUUUCUCCAUGUACGCCUUCAUGAUCAGCCUGGGGGGCUGCAUCGGUUACCUGCUGCCAGCCAUCGACUGGGCAUUCCUGGCCCCCUACCUGGGAGGGCAGGAGAGCUGCCUCUUCACCCUGCUGGCCCUCAUCUUCCUCGGCUGUGUGCUGGCCACGCUGUUUGUCACCGAAGAAGCCGCCCAAGGGGAUAUCCUGGAUGGACCAGCGCUCAAGGACGCGUCCCCAAAGCCAUCCCUGUCCUGCCCAAAGCCAUCCCUGUCCUGCUGGCAGCUGGCACGGGGGUCCUGCGUGCUGCAGGGCAGGCAGGUGCUGCAGGCUGCCAGGAGCCUGUGCUCGCUGCUGCCGCGCCUGCACGGCCUCUACUGCCGCAUCCCCAGGGUCAUCCGGCGCCUCUUCGUGGCCGAGCUCUGCAGCUGGAUGGCUCUCAUGACCUUCAUGCUCUUCUACACGGAUUUUGUUGGGGAAGGGCUGUACCACGGCGUGCCCAGGGCCAAGCCGGGCACGGAGGCCAGGCGGCACUACGAUGAGGGUGUCCGGAUGGGCAGCCUGGGGCUGUUCCUGCAGUGCAUCACCUCCAUCUUCUUCUCGACAAUCAUGGACCGCCUGGUGAAGCACUUUGGGACACGGGCAGUGUACCUGGCCAGCGUGGUGUUCUUCCCUGGGGCAGCCUUUGUCAUGUGCCUGUCCCACAGUGUCACCGUGGUCACCAUCUCCGCUGCCCUGACUGGAUUCACCUUCUCUGCCCUCCAGAUCCUGCCCUACACGCUGGCAUCCCUCUACCACCACGACAAACAGGUAUUUCUGCACAGGUACAAGAGGAAAGAGGAGGAAGGCGACAAGAAACCCGCCUUCUCCAAGGGGCUGCUCUCCAGCCAGAAGCUGCCUUAUCACAAUGGCCACACUGGGACCCUCUUCUCUUCCUCCUCCUCCUCCUCCUCAUCCCCUCAGGCCGUGUCCAGCUCCGCUCUGUGCGUCAGCUCCUCCUGCGACGUCUCCCUGCGCAUCAUGGUGGGCGAGCCCGAGCCGGGCGCUCCCGGCCGAGGGAUCUGCCUGGACCUGGCCGUGCUGGACAGCGCGUUCCUGCUGUCCCAGGUGGUGCCCUCGCUGCUCAUGGGCUCCAUCGUGCAGCUCACCCAGUCCGUCACGGCCUACAUGGCCUCCGCCGCCGCGCUCGGCCUGGUCGCCAUCUACUUCGCCACCAAAGUUGUGUUUGACAAGGGGGACAUGGCCAAGUAUUCUGUGUGACACCACAGGGGUGUCUGGUGGCCGUCCCCAAGGUGGGGACAGCACAGGGUUAAUCUCAGGUGUAAAUUGAGAGGCUUUGCGGCCUCCUCAGGGCCUGAAGGGCUUUCCAAAGGUGCCUUGGGCAGAGGGGAGCAGGGCACAGCAGCACCAAAGGGCUCCUGCAGAGGGGAGAAGGGAUUUGGGGUGUCCCUCUGCUCGGGGUUGUGUUCCUGAGCUGGAGCAGGGAUCAAUCACUGCUUCUGUUCUCCGUCCUCUCCCCCUGCUUGUUGGAGUUUCUUGAGCAAUAUUUCAGCAAAUUGGGGCAUGGGAGGAGAUUUCCUAGGGAAAACUA